AUGGUCUCUGUAAAAGACGAACGCUCAAUACAGGUUCUGGGUGACCCCAAUUCUACAUCACCUUUAUAUUCAAACCAACUAUACAUUACAGAUAACCUUCAAUCAGACCAAGGCGUUCAGCAGCAACAGCAGCAACAACAACAACAACAACAGCAGCAGCAGCAGCAGCAGCAGACUUCUCAACAACAACAACAGUCCGCGCAGUCGGUACAACAAUCAGCUCAGCAGUCUGCCCAGCAACGAUACUCUGCAGCCCAGCUAGCUUACACCAACGCAUCUUCCCACCAACAACUCUUGGGUAUAGAUUCAUCCCCACUUCAUAAACAACAACAACAACAACAACAACAACAACAACAACAACAACAACAACAACAACAGUCUCAUCAAAGAGGCACUAUUCCUACUACAGUCUCAUCCCAGCAAAUGAAUCCCCUGCUGGCAACUUCUGCUGGUAGUUCUCCUGGACUUGUCCACACUAGCCGUUCGACUUCAGCAGCCGUGGCUGCCGCCGCUGCUGCCGCUGCUGUCACUGCAGGAGACCUUGCUGCUGCUGCUGCCGCCGCGGCUGCUGCUGCCGCUGUAGAUGAUAGCAUGAGUGUGCACCACCAACAACAUAAUGAUGGCACAGAUCUUGAUGCCCAGCAGCAACAACAACAGCAGCAGCAGCAGCAACAGCAGCAGCAGCAGCAACAGCAGCAGCAGCAACAACAACAACAGCAACAACAACAACAGCAACAGCAGCAGCAGCAGCAGCAGCAGCAGCAGCAACAACAUCAACAACAGCAGCAGCAGCAACAACAGCCACAGCAGCCACAACAACAACAACAACCGCAGCAACAUUCUGGCCACCAUGACGAUGGUAAUGGUGACCAUGAAACAGGAAGCCAGGCUGGUGAAGAAUCCGCGCGGCGUGUCAACUUGAGUGGCCAAGAAAAACUUCUUCUUGUCAAGACAUUUGUUGAUCAUGAGCGCGAGUUUUUCGAUGCCAAUGUGCGUAACCGUGAUUUUUGGAUCACCAUUAACAAGGAGUUUUCUGCGCGUAUUGCGCGACCAUUUAAAACCGCCCGUCAAGCUAUUUAUCGUUACGUCAAAUCCUCUGAGGCUGACGAAAAGGAACCAGGAUCUGGUGGCACUCCCGAUGGUUCUAACGCAGUUUUGGCUGCUGCCGUGGCUGCCGCAAACCGUUCAGCCGGUGGACCUGGAGGAAAUGGUACUGGAGUACCUGAUGACGGGUCUACUCCUCCUCCAGGUAGUGCAGGCUCAUCUACUGAUGCCUAUGGCAUUGACUUGCAUGCCGGGGCUGGUGGUGCUCGACGCCGUGCCGAGGAUGACUUUUCCAAGUACGUGGAACGCGCUGUGUCUAUGUUCCAAAGCCGCAAAGAGAUGAAGGAAAAGCGUAUCAAGCGCUCAACCCUUGGAUUGACAAGUGGCAGCAGUAGUCUGACGAGCACACCCAUGCACAAUGGUGGAGCUGCUGGCUCGGCCUCAGGUCACCAUCACAAGGUUGGCGCACUGGGAAACCACCACACGCACCAUCUCCAUCAGGAGUCUCCGGACGAAUACCAGGAUUCUAUUGAACAGGGACUUCCUCUUCACCAAUAUGCUGUAGUGGCUACGGCUUCAGCAGCGGCAAAUGAUGGUGUCCAAAACCCGCUUUCGCCAACGCCAAAUGUCGGCAAGUCUGGGUCGCGCCGCAGCACUGGACCUGGCGGAUCAUCUCGCAGCGCUUCUGCAUUACUUAAUCAGACUCUUGCUCAGGGUGUAUCUGGCGAGAAACGGUAUCUUAAUCCUACAGACAUUUAUGGCAGCAGGAAAAAGUUCAAGACUGGUUACGAUGAUGGCCAAAUUUCUAUUGACUCAGAAGUGCGGAUCCAAGCGCUCGAAAAGCGGAUGGAUAGUCUGUACGAGUCGCUGGGCGCACACCAACGUCGGUUUGAACAGUUUACAGCUAUUUGCAGCCAAUUUUUCUCCAAACUCACUGAAAAGAUUGGCGUGGACAAUCCUCUUAAUGAAUACCAAACGUUUGGACAGGGUCAAGGCCAGCCUGAAGACGAACACCAGGCCCAAUCAAAUCAAGAGGAGGAGGAUGCUCGGGCAGCUCAAGAACAACAAGAGCAAGAGCAAGAGCAAGAACAAGAACAACAGGAACAGCAGCAACAAGAGCAGCAGCACCAACAGCAACAAGAGCAACAAGAGCAGCAGCAGCAACAACACUACAAUGGGUCGUACCAAUUACCGAUUCCGAUGAACCAAAGUGCUUACCAGCAGCAGAGCUCGAUUGUGUCGUCAAUGAUACAUCCUGCGUUAAUACAACAGCAAGAACAGCAACAGCAAGAGCAGCAGCAACAAGAUGAUGAAGACAAGGAGGACGAUGCUGCAGCGGCAGCAGCGGCAGCUGUUGCAGCAGCUGGUAUGGUUGAUCCGUCUUUAACUGGCGCUGGCCAAGAAGAAGAGGAUCAGGGAGCUGAACAACCUCAGGAGCAGGAUUCUGAGGAACAAGCAGCUCACCACCACCAUGCCCACCAUCAGCAUGUACACCAUGGACACCACCACGACGAAACUGGAGCCCCUGAAUCUGCAGUCGAUGUCGAAGCUGUUGCAGCUGCAGCAGCUGCGGUGGCUGCUGUUGAGGAGCAGGAACAUCACGCGACUCACCAGAUGUACGAUGUUGGUGUGGACGAAGACCAAGAUGUUGUUAUGGCAGGCGUCGAUGAGAAGGAUAAGAAUGGUUCACAAGAGGAAGAAGAAGAGGAUGUUGAUGUUCAUGCUAUUGUGGAGGCCAACGCAUCCGAGAUUGUGGAACAAGAGCAACGAGAGCAACAACAACACCAACAAUCUGAGCAAGAACAAGAUCAGCAGCAUCAUACUGUGGAAGAUGAUGAAGAGGACAAAGAGCAAGUACAGCAACAGCAAGAGCAGGUCCAAGAACAAGAGGAAGGUGUGGAUAUGGAAGACAUGGGGGUUGUAGGCGAUGUUGUGGGUGUUGACGUUUCCGGUGUUGUUGGCGAUGACGGCGUAAAUGUUGACGAGAAUGGCGACGUGGACAUGGGCGUUGGUGAAGAAGAUGUUGUUGACGAGGAUGAAGAAGAAGCAAAACGCUCAGCGGCAGCAGCUGAUGUGCUCAUGGCUGAACAAGCACUUGCAGCAAAUGCUCAAGAAGACGCGGAGGCGGCAGCUGCUGCAGAAGCAGCAGCAGCUGCGGCAGAAGCUGAAAUGGCUCAGCAUCUUCAUGAAGCUAUGGAGCACGCGGGUGGCGCGGAUCUGGGCGAAGCUUCUGUUGCUGACGAGUAA
Molecule: messenger RNA, 3291 nt
Organism: Magnusiomyces paraingens
Lineage: Eukaryota; Fungi; Ascomycota; Dipodascomycetes; Dipodascales; Dipodascaceae
Exons: 2
Coding region: 1-3291 (1096 amino acids)
Source: RefSeq, a predicted model, not a curated record